Molecule: messenger RNA, 639 nt
Organism: Trichoderma citrinoviride
Lineage: Eukaryota; Fungi; Ascomycota; Sordariomycetes; Hypocreales; Hypocreaceae
Exons: 2
Coding region: 1-639 (212 amino acids)
Source: RefSeq, a predicted model, not a curated record
AUGGCUCGCCAGUUCCGCGACACAGACCCCAGCUCUCUCCUGCGCCGACGAAUAGCGUAUGGGAAGCUGCAGGGGCAAGCCGAUGCGUUCAAACGCCAUCGCGACGAGAUGCGUCUUCUCUCCCCCCCGGAGUGCAAGACGUUUCUCAACGGCAGGCCCUACGAGGGCCCAAAGCCAGGGCCCCGGGUCGAGAUGCUGUUCGAGGCUGCUAGAAGCACCUUGGACAUCCCACGUGUUCGGAUGCCACGCCGAGACCCUCAGACUCCCAACGUGGCAAACUGCGUGGCCUUGGACGUGCCGGAGAACCAGCUCCAGAUGGUCAAGUACCAGAAGGCCGUCGAGGAGAGGGGGAAGUUCGCGUGGCUCACAUAUCGCCGGCGAUUCAUGGUGUCGUGUCCCUCGCCCAUGGAGACGUGGAGGCUUGAGAAAGAGUACGUGGACUACAGGGCAGCCGCGCACAUGCUCAAGAUCGACUUUCUCAACGAGAACGCCUACCAUAAAACCCGCAAGGCGCUGAGAGAGUUCUUGGCCGGCGAGGGCAUCACCCUGGAGCAGAGACGACGGGGCCUGCUCAAGUCUAGGGGCCGCGGGAGUCCUCUGAAGGAGGUCAUCUCCAUUGACGAAGACUGGCCCCAGUAG